Eublepharis macularius is the source of this 3618-nucleotide messenger RNA. It is a transcript of the gene CCDC82, whose product is annotated as coiled-coil domain containing 82. The transcript has 8 exons. The record is from RefSeq and is a predicted model, not a curated record. NCBI's taxonomy places the organism in Eukaryota, Metazoa, Chordata, Lepidosauria, Squamata, Eublepharidae. Gene Ontology annotation, cellular component: nucleus. Bases 91 to 1527 code for a protein of 478 amino acids.
CUGCGCUCCCCGCCCCUCGCAGGCACUGUUUUGGUUCCGCCUCUUAGUUCACGCGGAAGGCACGGGCCGUUGGAAUCUCAGUAAGUCCGCAUGGAAACCAAUUCUAUAAGUAGAAGAUACGAAACAAGGAGAAGCACUAGGGCAAAAGAACUAGCUAAAUCUCGGGUAGAUUGGAAUCGGACUAAAAGAAGUAGACUGCUUGACAGCGAGGAAGAGGAGGAUGAAACCACAUCAGCAUCAGAAAAGGAAAUUCAAACCAGUUCAGACGAUGAAGGGGAGGAAAAAGAUGAAUCUGCGGCUAAUGGAAGCAAAGAAGAAACAACAGUUAAUGGGAGUAGCCUUCCAGGUGUUGAGGCAGGCUGCGAUGGCUCAGCAGCAGAAGACAGAGAAGAAGAAAGCAUCAUCCCAGGAAAGCACAAGAGGUCCCGAUCAUCUGUGAUGUAUGAUAGUGAUACUAGUGACGAGAGCGGCAUUGUUAGGAAAGUGUUUGCUAAGCGCAGUUGCAUAAUAGAUGAAGACUUGUCCACUGACGAGGAGCAGCAAACAUCACCUGUAGAAGAAGCAACAAAAAGAAAACAGAAAAGGUUGAUGAAGCUGCAAGAACUUUCCCAACGGCGAUCGACUCGGGCGUGGAGUGACCGUAAUCAUCAUGAGGAUUCUGAAGAUGAUGCCGUAAUAUUAGAAGAUACCUAUCAGCCAUCCCUCAGCCCAACUGAAAUCAGUGACUCAGCUGAUGAUGGUAGCAUGAAGGAUUUCAUUGUGGAGGAGGAAGACGAGGAAGACAAUGAGUUGGAACAAGAGAAAUCUGAGAAUGGUGAAAGCCAGCCACAAAAGGAGAAACAUGCUGUGUCAAGCAAAACACUGUUGGAGCAUUAUGUUCCAAGCUUGCAUCAUGUUGAUCCUUGUACCCACUUGCAAAGAAUUGUAAGGGCCUUUCUCAUCAAUGCAGCUGAUGACACCUUUUUGAUCUCACUAUAUGCAGGGGAAAGGCAUAAGAAGUAUGCACAAGAGAUGCUGAGUUCACUUCAUUACUUGGAUGACCGCUUUAUUCGACCCCGUCUUGAAAAUUUGCUCUCCAGGAGUCGUUGGAAAGAACGAUAUAAGGAACGUGUGGAUAAUUAUCCUAAUGUCUGCAUAGUUUUUGGAAGCGCAGAGAGACGUUUUUGUCAGGCCUGUGAACUGCAGAGGUACUGCAAACUUACAGUGAUUCUGUCGGGACAACAGUACAAUAGUGACACAAUGGAAAUAGAUGACUUCAUGUCGCAUGACAAACAGAGAUUAAAGGUUGGGAGUGUGUGUGGAGGUCGUACCCAAGUUUAUCACAAUCUGAAGCAUUUUAAAUACAAGUUGUAUCAGGACUGUUGCUCUGUUAUGAAGAAAGAUGGAUAUCAGGAUGAGCCACUUAAAGAUACAGUGGACAGAGUCUUCAGUCAGUUGUAUGAAGAUGGCUGGAUCCAUAAGCACUAUACAGAUCUUGAAGACUACAUGAAUGAUGCCGACUUCUUCCAAGAGGAAAAAAUGGACUGAGUGUACAUAUUGCAUCGUUUGAAGAAGAGUUUUUAUAUGCCUCCUUUAUAAUGGUGAUAGCAUUUGAAGACAUUCCUGUGUUUUUGCUCCUUUUCUUUUACUCUGAAGUGUAAUUAUGGCCUGUAAAUUAUGGAAAUGAGUAGAUUAAUGGUCAUUAUGUUUCAUUUUAAUUAGCAGAGUUAUUAAUGAAAAAAAAGUUUUAUAUUGGUAGUAGUAUGUUAAGUAUUAAACAUGCUGGCCUAAAAUAAAAAAAAACCCUCUGAAUAACUGAAGUGUUCAUUCAGGAACUGGAUUUUUUUCUGCAGCAAUGCCCGGGUGGAUUGUGUCAGUUUUUGAGAAAUGUUUAGCACUAGUUCCUCUUUUUGAAAGAAGAAUGAUCUACAUGGUGAGAAGUCCAACAGAGUGUAAGCUGCAUGCUGUUUUCUAGCACAUUUUUAAAAAGUUGCUAUAAGCAUCAAACAUUUUUAUAGACCCUGGUAAAAAAAACAGGGCAGUAACAGAUUAUCUCUCUAAAACCAGCAGGCCAUCAUUAUUUAUGCAUCCUGGAGACCCAGAAUUCAUAGACUAACGUGUAGCCAGCACAGUUGGUGGAGAGGUGAAAAAUCUCUAGCAUUAUUGGCAUUUACCGAUGCAAAACAGAAGUGGCAAAUCCGGCUGAGUGUGAAGCUGAGCUUUGCUGAAAUACGUAAAAAUUGCUGUGGGAGGAAAGUAUACGUUACAGACAUCAUUGGGACUGAACAGAGGUUGCUGUUUCGGUUUCAUAUAUUUGGGUCUGCUUCCAUUUUGGAAAGUGACUCAGACCUCUGGGGAUGUCCAAUGCAUCCGGCAAGGAAUUUAGAGGCUCCAGGCUACCACCAUUGUUUUUCAUCAUUAAACAGGAAAUAAUUCCUAGAUGGGGGAAGAUGACUGAAAUAUUGAUGGCCUAGCCCAUUUGAGAUAUUGAGUAUUUAUUUAAAAAUUUUUAUCUUGCCUCUGGAUAACAACAAAAUAAAACAAUAAUGUAUCUGCUUCAAGGGAAAAUAACUAGGGUGAGUACAUUGAAUGCUCUAAAGUCCUUGUGGAUAAGUAAGUUGGGCUGUUUUGCUAUACUUGAAUUGUGGAUAAGAAAUGCGUCACCAAGGGGCCUCUGUAAUCUGUACUAAUAGGUAAAUUGCAGUUAACAGUCCUGUAUACGUUCCCACACUUAAAUAACUAAAUAGGUGUUUGUUUCUGUUUAUUCACUUCUGCUGUCACUGUACGUGUAAUUUUACAUAAGAAGGGAAUACAGCCAGGUUCUAUCUCGGAUGAAAAUGGAACUUAAGUUCAGAGCGAUAGAACGGUAGUGGCCAGAUUCUGAGAGGGCCACCACUUGCUUAUUAGCUUCACAGAACGCCAUCUGGCCAGUGGCACAAAUAGCACGUGGAGUUAGAUGGGCCUUUGGUCUGAACUUGCAAAGCAAUUUGUCGAUAAAAUCUAUUCACCAGGCGUUGAAGAAUCACGGCUACCACUACUGGUUUCUGCUGCCAGAAUUAAAAUGGAGGUAGAAGCGUAUAAGCAGGUGUGGAAAAAUGAACGUGUGGAAUAGCAGUAUAGUGGGGAAAGCAGCACACAUCUAUGCCACAAACCCCCUGACUCCGUGCACAGCUUGAAAUUCCAUGAAGAAUUCAGGAUUUUGUACAUCCAAGUUUAACAGUAAACGGAGAAAUUGAAGAAAUCCUGAAAGUGUUGUGUAGGUUUACCUCCUCUUUAAGUCCCUGGUGGGAUUUACAACUCAGCUGCGCCUGCUGUGAUAGAAGAAGAUGAGUUUUGAAGAGUUUCAAAACCACAGCUGUGUUUAUGCUGGGUAAACUGAGGCAUGUUACGUACCAUUUAAUUGAAAUGAGAUUUUGUUCUCUUGGGAGGAUUCCUGCUCGGUAAGAGGCCACGCCCUUUCCAAGGCUAGUAUUCAAGCCUGGCCCAGAGCCAUGGAUGCCUCAGUUGUGCUGCAGGUUUGAUAAAGAUGUUGAUUCUCAUUUCAGAUAGCAGAAGUUUAUCGGCUUGCAAAAAUGUUUCUCGUUUUUAUCAUGUUCGUUUACUGGUAUAAAACAAUAAAGUCCUUUGUAUCUUGUCCCA